Rhineura floridana is the source of this 4539-nucleotide messenger RNA. It is a transcript of the gene SCUBE2, whose product is annotated as signal peptide, CUB domain and EGF like domain containing 2. Gene Ontology annotation, molecular function: calcium ion binding. NCBI's taxonomy places the organism in Eukaryota, Metazoa, Chordata, Lepidosauria, Squamata, Rhineuridae. The record is from RefSeq and is a predicted model, not a curated record. Gene Ontology annotation, biological process: signal transduction. Gene Ontology annotation, cellular component: cell surface.
CAGCAGCUAUGCCUCUCUCCCGGCGCGUGCGUGUUACUUCCCUGCCUGUCUCUCGCGGACCAGCCAGCUCUCGCACGUGAGGGGAGGCUCGGGGCGGGUCAGCUGCUUGCAGACGCCUCCCCUUGUGGACGCGCGUAGGGCCGGGCCCCAGGGGGAGGCCGCUGUACAAGUAAGAGCGGCGGCCGCAGCAGCAAGCAGCAACACUAAUAACAGGCGCCAAAGCCGCUGCCAGCAGCUCGAUGGGGUCCGGACUCUGCUGCUUUGUAGUGAAGGCGCUAAUCCUCCUGCUGCUGUCGCCGCCGCUCCUACUGCUCGCCGCGCCUCCCCAAGGACAGGUCCGCGCAGCCGGACUCCUGUUCGCCGACAUUGACAAGUGUGCCCAAGGGAUUGAUGAAUGCCACCCAGAUGCAAUUUGUCAAAAUACUCCAAAGUUGUACAAGUGCACAUGUAAGCCAGGUUACAGUGGAGAAGGAAAGAUGUGUGAAGACAUUGAUGAAUGUGAUAAUGACUUCAACGGAGGCUGCGUGCAUGAAUGUUUCAACAUUCCAGGCAAUUAUCGCUGCAUGUGUUAUGAUGGCUUUAUGUCGGCUCAAGAUGGUCAUAAUUGUCUUGAUACAGAUGAGUGCUUGCUCAACAGUGGAGGGUGCCAGCAUGUUUGUGUCAACACAGUGGGGAGCUAUGAGUGUCGUUGCAAUGAUGGAUUCUUCCUCAGUGAUAACCAGCAUACCUGCAUUCACCGUGCCGAAGAAGGCUUGAGCUGUAUGAAUAAAGAUCAUGGCUGUGCCCAUAUCUGCAAAGAAGCACCAAAAGGAGGAGUGGCCUGUGAAUGCAGACCUGGAUUUGAACUGGCCAGAAACCAGAGAGACUGUAUUUUGACUUGUAACCAUGGGAAUGGUGGCUGUCAGCAUACAUGCGAAGAUGCUGAUGAUGGGCCUGUUUGUGGAUGUCAUCCAGAGUACACACUGCAUUCUAAUGGCAAAACGUGUCUUGAGAGAGAGGAGGCUGCAAUGGAGUUCUCUGAAAAUAAUGCCACAGCAGGAGCUGAUGUAGACAAGCGAGUGAAACGGCGACUGCUCAUGGAAACAUGUGCAGUAAAUAAUGGUGGCUGUGAUCGCACUUGUAAAGACACCUCAACAGGUGUUCAUUGCAGCUGUCCUGUUGGAUUUACCCUUCAGUUUGAUGGGAAGACAUGCAAAGAUAUUGAUGAAUGCCAGGCCAGUAACGGUGGAUGCUAUCACUUUUGUAGAAACACAAUUGGUAGUUUUGAUUGUAGCUGCAAAAAGGGCUUUAAACUGUUAACUGAUGAAAAAUCAUGUCAAGACAUUGACGAAUGUUCAUUUGAAAGGACAUGUGACCAUAUGUGCAUCAAUCAUCCAGGCACAUUUGAGUGUACUUGCAACAAAGGAUACACUCUCUAUGGUUUCACACAUUGUGGAGAUAUCAAUGAAUGUAGCAUCAACAAUGGUGGCUGCCAACAUACCUGCAUAAACACACUGGGAAAUUAUGAAUGCUAUUGUGAUACUGGCCACAAAUUACACUGGAACAAAAAGGACUGUGUUGAAAGGUCCUUGCCUGAUGUCAGUUUACCCAAAGUAUCUCUGCGUUGCAUUAAGACUGAUGGAAACAAUAGGUGCUUUUUAAUCUGCCCCUCUGACGUCCAUUUGAUCUCUGGCCUGGAAGAUUCCUACACAAUAAAAUGUGGCAGUCCUUCUCCCAAGAAAAAAAUACAAAAUACAAAUGAGUCAGUUGCUCUAGAUAUUUCAAUCAUCAGGACAAGUGUAACCUUUAGAUUUAAUGAAGGAAAAUGUAACUUGAAAAAGAGGUUUCCAGAUGCUCUUCACCAUAUAAUACCAGAGAAACAUAAUUCAGUAAUGGAGAACAACUUCUACUAUGUAAAUCUGACAUGCAGUUCUGGCAAGAGAACUCUUGGAGACCUCAGCAGAUUGAAGACAGCUAGAGAAAUAUUUAUAUCUGCAGACUUUGAGCUUGAAACAAACCAAAAGGAGGUGACAGACACAUGUAAUUUGAGCUGUGCACGUAAGAAGACUGAGAAAAGGCUUCGUAAGGCAAUUAGAACCUUGCGGAAGGUGAUCAGCAAAGAACAAUUUCAUAUUCGCCUUUCUGGUGUGAAUCAUGAUGUGGCCAGAAAAUCUGCCAGGGUACUGGAUACCCAAGAGCUCUGUGGCCUGGGUCAGAGGCAUGUGGAUAACAAAUGUGCCAGCUGCAGUGUUGGAACAUAUUAUGAUGGUGAGCAAGAAAGCUGCAUUUUAUGCCCCAAUGGAACCUACCAAGACAAUGAAGGCCAAAUAACUUGUGAACCUUGCCGAAAUCCUGGAAACUCAAAAAUAGUUGGAGCUCACAAUAUAUCUGAAUGUGGAGGACAGUGCUCACCUGGUGAAUACUCUACUGAUGGAUUUAAACCUUGUCUUCCAUGUCCUUUUGGAACGUAUCAGCCUGAGCCAGGUCGGACUUCAUGUUUUUCCUGUGGUGGAGGUUUGAUGACAAAACUUACUAGUGCAACAGUGUUUCAGCAUUGUGAGACUAAAGUGCAGUGCUCACCUGGUCACUUCUACAACACUACAACACAUCGAUGUAUUCGCUGCCCUGUUGGAACAUACCAACCUGAGUUUGGACAAAAUCACUGUAUUUCAUGCCCUGCAAACACAACCACUGAUUAUGAUGGAUCAACAAAUGUAACUCAUUGCAAAGACAGGCACUGUGGUGGUGAGCUUGGAGAGUUUACUGGAUAUAUUGAGUCCCCAAACUAUCCUGGCAAUUACCCUGCAAACACUGAAUGUACCUGGACUAUAAAUCCACCUCCUAAACGCCGGAUUCUGAUUGUGGUUCCAGAAAUAUUUUUGCCAAUAGAAGAUGAAUGUGGAGACUACUUGGUGAUGAGAAAAAGCGCUUCCUCUAAUUCUGUGACCACAUAUGAAACCUGCCAAACCUAUGAACGCCCUAUAGCUUUCACUUCCAGAUCUAAAAAGCUGUGGAUCCAGUUCAAAUCAAAUGAAGGAAACAGUGCCAAAGGAUUCCAAGUCCCUUAUGUAACAUAUGAUGAGGAUUAUCAGGAAUUAAUAGAAGACAUAGUCAGAGAUGGUAGACUGUAUGCAUCAGAAAAUCAUCAAGAGAUCCUCAAGGAUAAGAAGCUGAUAAAGGCAUUGUUUGAUGUCUUGGCACACCCACAGAACUACUUCAAGUACACAGCACAAGAGUCCAGAGAGAUGUUUCCAAGGUCUUUUAUUCGAUUGUUGCGCUCUAAAGUCUCCAGAUUUUUGAGGCCUUACAAAUAAUGGAUGCUAUAUCUUGAAAACUUAAAAAUUCUUAACUAUAUGGCAGGAGAUUUAUUUUAUAUUCUCUAUGAUGGGUCAGGAAGAUGACCAGUAAAUUGUACAGAGUGUGUAAAUUUUUUAAUUAAAAAUAUAAGUAUUUCAUUGCCAUAUGUUUUAUUUCUGUCAUUACAUGACCUUCUGCAGGAGUAGCCAGCAUGGUACCCUCCAGAUGUUGUGGACUAUGACUCCUAUCAUCAACUAACCCUUGGCCAUGCUGGCUGGGGCUGAUGUAAUCUGCAGUGUCUGGAGGAUACCAUGUUGGCUACCCCUGAUCGCCUGGAUGAGUGUUAGGCUGCAGUCCAAUACAUCUCUACUCAAAAGUAAGCUCCAUUGUGUUCAGUGGGACUUACUUCCACAAAAGUGUGUAUUGGAUUGAAGCCUAAGUUGUAGAAAAGCUGGCCAGUUGCUUUUUCUAAUUAAAUAUUAGAUGCAACUGCAUACAUCUGUGAAAUUGCCUCACCUUCAGUACUAACUAUUGAGAGAAUUAGUCGGCAUUGUAAUAUAAGUUCUUCAGCUCUGAAAGGCUAAUCUUGAAAAAUUGUGUUUGUUGUUCUUUGAAUUGUGCAUGUCCUGCACAAUUAUUUUGAAAAGGCACGGCCCAAACACUUGGGCUCAUGUGGUUGUUGCAUAUAUGCAGUCUCUGAGAUUUCCUCAAUGGCAGCUAUUCGAACAGUGCAGCUGCUAUCUUAGAAAUCGCAAUACUAUGUAUUCACCACCUACUUGGAGGCACUGGUUCACACAAAUUAUUCUAGAAGCUGCACAAGAUGUGAUGAAAACCUGUCAAUCAUGCAAACAAUACUAGAUGCAUUAUCCAACUACACUGCAAAAAUUUUAAAUUUUAAUUUCAUCUUGGACUUGAUGGAACUGAUUUGUUACUGAAAAUGUUAGUUUUGUGUCAGUUUGUCUUUAUCUAGCUUAACUUAUCCAUAUAAAAUGGGUACAAUUCUAUUAUUGGUAAUCUGAUAUCCCCCUGGAGUGUCAAGAAUUAUUUCAGAAUUUAACAUUUAGAGGAUACAGUGACUGAGUUCCAUGGUAACUUUGUUUUUCCUCCAAAUAUUUCUUUUACAGCAUCCAGCACACUGUUGAUAAGAUUUGGUUUAAUUUUUUUAGUCCACAAUUACAAAGAAAUACUUCAUUUUGAAUGCUUCAGAAUUUUUCCUAACGUAAGUUUGAAAAUUUUGUUGUAAAUACAUGCUAUCAAAAAUGA